Molecule: messenger RNA, 936 nt
Organism: Mercurialis annua (annual mercury)
Lineage: Eukaryota; Viridiplantae; Streptophyta; Magnoliopsida; Malpighiales; Euphorbiaceae
Product: pentatricopeptide repeat-containing protein At3g22470, mitochondrial-like
Exons: 4
Coding region: 1-936 (311 amino acids)
Molecular function (GO): protein binding
Source: RefSeq, a predicted model, not a curated record
AUGCCUGCACACCUGAUGAAGUGUAUCUUGAUUAAAUUGUACUGCAAAAACAAAAGAAUAGAUGAUGCAAAGCAACUUUUUAAAGAUAUAACACCUUCCAUUGUUACUUAUACUUCUAUGAUACAUGGCUUAUGCCAAGCAGGAAGGCUUUUGGAUGGGCGUGAUCUUUUUAACGACAUGCCUUGUAUUGGCCCUUCUCCCAAUAUAGCAACUUAUGGAAGUUUGAUACAUGGCUUUUGCAAACACGGGGAUUUCGAUGCCGGAUUGGCUCUAUUUCAUGAAAUGGAAAACAGUAUGUUCAAACCUAAUUGUGAAAUCUACAGCAGUUUAAUUGAUGGUUUGUGUAAAGCUGGAAAGUUUAAAGAUUUGUUCAAUAGAUUUCUCAUUCAAGGAUUGCAGCCUGAUGCUCAAACAUAUAAUAUACUAAUCAAUGGAAUAUGCAGAGAAGGAUUAUUAGAUGAAGCCUACCAGGUCUUCAGAAAAAUGAUCGAGGAUGGUUGCUUUCCAGAUAGUUGCACAUAUAAUGUGAUUAUCCAAGGAUUUCUCAAGCACAACGAUCUGCUGGGGGCAAAACAACUUAUUGAAGAAAUGCGCGAUAAGGGAUUUUGUGCAGAUGCCACCACAUUAUCCUUGGUAGCAGAUGUAUUGUCCACUGAUGAUGGCACUAUGAGAAAGCUACUUGAUCUUAAGGAUAAAGGCUCAGUUGAGUUGCCUCUAAUUGUUAAGCUCAUCGUAUUUCUUGUUAUCCCUGCAUAUCAAAUACUUUCAGAAGAAAUUGAGACCGAACCGGAGGAAGCAGCUUUGAUAUCGAUGGGAACUGAACGUGGGAGUACAGUUCAAAUUCUUGGGGAGGAAAAGGCUGUUCUCAUAUCUGGUUUGAGUGCUCAAAUGUUGACUCCAUUGAGCUUGGGCUUAUCUCCUAGUCUGUCUAGGUAG